AUGGAGAAGUUCGCAUCUGAAGAGGAAAGAGACUCCAGUGAUGGAUUUGAAAUAGUGCUCCAUGAUACAGAAGAUGCCCCUGCAGUGAACGCAGAGCUUUUGGAGACAUACACUGUAGAGUGCGACAACAUUGCAGACAAACCUUGGAACAAGCCAGGUGAGGACAUAACAGACUACUUCAACUAUGGGUUUAACGAGUCCACCUGGAAAGAGUAUCUGGCAAAGCAGAAAAGGCUCCGAGACGAGUAUUACACCAGGCCGCGAAAGAAGGACCGGGACUGGAGGGACGGCGAAAGAAGAAGGAAGAUGUAG
Molecule: messenger RNA, 312 nt
Organism: Nematocida major
Lineage: Eukaryota; Fungi; Microsporidia
Exons: 1
Coding region: 1-312 (103 amino acids)
Cellular component (GO): mRNA cleavage and polyadenylation specificity factor complex
Molecular function (GO): RNA binding
Source: RefSeq, a predicted model, not a curated record